This is a messenger RNA of Owenia fusiformis, 512 nucleotides long. NCBI's taxonomy places the organism in Eukaryota, Metazoa, Annelida, Polychaeta, Sabellida, Oweniidae. The record is from the annotation of a GenBank genome assembly.
CGAUCACUAUUCCAUUAUGAUCUAGUCGGGGCCCAGCUUUCUACAAGGACUCGCUACAUAGCCCCAGGCUUUAUUUUUGCACGGCCAACCAUUGCGUCGCGAGAUGUAUUCGAGUGCGUAAAAGACAACUUUUUGAAUGGACACUAUAUUGCAGGUGAUGACAAUAUCUCACCCGACUUCAAUUAUCAAACAUAUCUUCAUGAUGUUAUUGUUUCACAUCACAAUCUCAGAUACAAAUUAUUGGACUCUAACAUUAUUGAAGAUGGGCUGUGGUACCUCCAACUCCAUACUACUGGUAAUUCACAUUGGCUGCCACCUGUUGUUUUGAACAACAACUGGAUAAUUGAAAGGGACGUGAAAAUUGCAACAGCUAAAGAGUUCGGACACUGGUUCCUCGAUAAAACCAAUUCUUGCGACUGGAAAAAUGUUAGAAAAAUAACUAAACAAUGGUCAUAUAGAUGAUUUAAGUUACCACACGGUAUAUAUCGAGGAGUUAAUUAAUAGUACCAUGC